UCUUCUCCUUGCCUUAACGUUUUGCUCUCAAGAUACUCAACUACGAAUGCGUUUCUUUGACAUUUCCAAGUUGCUUCUAAGACAAUACGCACGACGACUCUAAUCCAAGCGCGUUAAUUAAUAUCUUUAUUUAUUCGUUCGUUUAUUAAUUUUAUUAUCAGGAAAAAAGAAAAAAAAUACGAGCUUCUUAUACAUAUAUAUACAUAUAUAUAUAUAUAUAUAUAUAUAUAUGUUCGUAAAAAGUGAAAUCGUGAGGAAUAUUAUUCGUUUUUGUCUUUUUUUCCCUUUUUUCUUCUUCUUUUUUUUUUUUUUUUUUCUUAUUUUUGUUCGAAGAGAUAAUCACGAAAGGAUAAAGAAUAAAAGGAAAAAAAAAAAAUAGAAAGGAUCUUCUUCCAUCUUUACGAUCCUUAAAGAUGGAAUCCUGGACGGACAAUGUUAAUUCGAAUCAACGCUUAUCGGAUGAGAUUUUCGAAUCUUCUUACUUCGAUCGAGAAAACUUACGGCUUGGAACAAAUUGCGAAACGUUCUGGAAUCACAAGUACUGGAACAGAUCUUCCAGUUCCUCGAGCAUUGUUAGCACCUCAAGAGAAAUGGGUCAACUUCUUGCUCCGUAUAAUGCCACUGGCAGUUACUCACAGAACACGGAUGCCAGUCAGAAUUAUCGUCUUUACAGGUGGGGUCAAUAUUAUCAACGAAGUGAUCGAGACGACUCUAUGGCUGAUCCCUCUCGAGAUUUUUUUGGCGAGAAACACACCGACAGUCAAGUGACUACCACGGCCACGGUCAUUCGUACGGGUGAAAUUUUACACUUUCAAAGUAAUUUACAAAAUAACCUUGUCGACUCUGAACGACGAGACACAAAGUUUCAAACUUGGCCGACGGCUCAAUCUCAACUCGAUCUUCCUAACUUUUCUUGCGACGAAGAACCUUCUUCGGUUGAUCACGAAAAGAUAAGAAAAUUAAAUAACAAUACAGUCGAUAAACCGCGCAAAGAAAGGACAGCCUUUACGAAGCAACAGGUCCGUCAUUUGGAAUGCGAAUUUGCGCACAGCAAUUAUCUGACGCGUUUGCGCCGAUACGAGAUCGCUGUUGCAUUGGAUUUAACCGAACGUCAAGUCAAAGUAUGGUUUCAAAAUAGACGCAUGAAGUGGAAGAGAACUAAAGGAAAUACAACCAAUCUACGAGAACGAAAUGCUGUAUCUUAAUACACUUGAUAUUCGAACAUAAACGUAAAUGUAUGUACAUAAUAGUUAAUAUUAAUUAUUUACUCGUACUAUGUUAUGUAAAAUCCUUUCAAAAUUUGUACAUUAUUUAGAACAAAUCGUUCAUUGACGCAAUUUAAAUAUUUUGAUUAUCAACUUGUUCCACUGGUGGAACAAAAAAAAAAAAAAAAGAAAAAAGAAAGAAAGAAAAAACGCUUAAUAAAAAUCACAUUAACGAGUUAGAAUAUUUAUUUUAUUUCGUUUCUUUCGCUUGCUCGUCAGGAAGAACGAUCGAAUUGAAUUUCAAAUUAAUACCAUUCUCUUUUAAUUUCUCCUCCAAUUUUGUCAGAUUUCUUAAACUCUUUUUUGUAUAUAGCUUGUGCUUAUCGUCACUUAUAAUAGAAUUUCUAAUAAUCGUUAUCUUUCUUCUAUUUAUUACUUUUGGAUACCUCGUCUUCGUCCAACUUUUUCCAACGAAGAAUCCUAUGUGCUGUUUCUCUGGUGGUAUAUACGUGGCUACAAAUUGUCAUAUAAAAUAUAAUAAUCUUAAACUUUAAUUUGUUUUAAAUCAAUAUAAUACUGAAUAUAAUACCUUUCAAUAAUCUACCGCACAUUAAAUAAUUAUUCAUCGUUUCGGCUGCUAUCUUAGCAACAUCAGGAUAUUGAAAUUCGACGUAACCAUAAC
Messenger RNA from Vespa velutina, 1887 nucleotides. It is a transcript of the gene btn, whose product is annotated as homeobox protein Hox-A7. Gene Ontology annotation, molecular function: DNA-binding transcription factor activity, RNA polymerase II-specific; RNA polymerase II cis-regulatory region sequence-specific DNA binding. Lineage: Eukaryota; Metazoa; Arthropoda; Insecta; Hymenoptera; Vespidae. The transcript is spliced from 4 exons. The record is from RefSeq and is a predicted model, not a curated record. Gene Ontology annotation, biological process: positive regulation of transcription by RNA polymerase II. The coding region runs from base 414 to 1205 and encodes 263 amino acids. Gene Ontology annotation, cellular component: nucleus.